UGAACCAGAAAUAUUUAAAUGGACUUUUCUCUGUGUGAACAGCCUUUUAGUCUGCUUUUCCUUACACUUUCACUUUCUUCCUUUUUCUUCUAAAGUAUAGGAAUGAACAAUAUUUUCUAUACCAAUUCUAAUUGUUAAAAACAGUGAAUACUAUUAGCACUUGAAAGCAAAUCUUCACUUUCACCUUUAUAUGCGCUCUAUAGAAAUCCUUUAUUAUACAGAAAAUUUAGUACGAUAUUUGAUUAGCUUACCUUUCCGGCUUCACUUUUCCAAUUUUUGGUCCUGACAUAACCCAAGGCAGAAAUCAGACUAUUUAAACGCGAGCCUCUCUCUCAGAAAUUCGGCUAGUAACUUCAUCAAUUGCAUCAUUAACACAUUCAUAUAAGCACUUAUUUAAUUCAACUUCAAUUCAAGCAAAAAAAAAAAAAAGAAAAAUAAUUUAAAGCAAAAAAACUAACAGUAACGCACUCAACAUUAUGACACAAAUCAACAUUCCUCAUCCUUCAGCUCCACCUCCCUCUGGAGCAAACUAUUCAGCAGAACAUGGUUGUUUUGAGGGCCCAGAAAAACUCCUUGAGAUUUGGUUUUCCCCAGCUCCUUUUGCACGCCCUGUCUCUUCUCAUGCCCAAGCUACUACUGCUCGUUGUACUUCGAAUUCCGAUUCCGAAUUUUCAGAUGAGUCCAACCCGGUUACGCCAAAUGAUUCCAUGAUAAAUUUAUCUCUUGGAUUCUCCAAUGAUCUUCGUACUGUGGAAAAGCCAAUUUGGGAUUCGAUGCUUGCUACAGUAAAGUGUACGAUCCUUAAUAUUGUUAAGAAUCAACAUGUACACGCAUAUUUGCUAAGCGAGUCUUCCAUGUUUGUUUUUCCACAUAAGAUUAUCUUAAAGACAUGUGGUACGACAACUUUGCUCAAAGCAAUACCUUUAAUUUUGGAUAUUGCUUGGAACCAUUGUGGGUAUAAAAGUAUCUAUCGCUUAUUCUAUUCGAGGAAAUCCUUCAUGUUUCCUGACAAGCAACCUGAUCCUCAUCGGAGCUGGGAAGAAGAAGUCAAUUACCUGGAUGGUUACUUCAGUAAUGGUGCUUCCUAUGUUAUAGGAAAUACUCGUGCUGAAGAAUGGUACCUCUAUCUUACUUCCCCUGGUCAAACACGUUACGAAAUUAUGGCUGUCGAUGAUGCUAAGAGAUUGGUAAAAGAGACAGAAGGACUGUCUUGGCUGAGUAAUGAUGGUUAUGCUGCCAACUCUUGGAGCAAAUUUAACCCUUCAAACAAAAAACUUCUCAACAGUAACAAGUCGUUUUAUAACGCCUAUGCUCCAAAGGAGAAAAUGACUACUAUUCAUGGUUAUCGAACAUACGAUGAGACUAUUGAAAUACUCAUGCCUAAUCUCAACCCGGAGGCCAUGCGCCCAUUUUACCACCGUUCCAACGAGCCAGCCGGGUUAGAAGGUGGGAAGCGUGUUGAUUUUGAAACUGGUCUUGAUCAGCUUUAUCCCCAAGCGGAUAUCGACUCCUACCUGUUUGAACCUUGUGGCUAUUCAUGUAAUGGCUUGGUUGAAGAUGGCUACUACACCAUACAUGUAACUCCUGAACCACAAUGUUCUUAUGCUUCCUUUGAAACUACCAUCCCGGUUAAACCUAUGGAUACGCCUGAGAACAAUAGCCAGGAACGAGAGGAUGCCAUUCUUAAAUUAGUGCGUCAAGUCCUUGACAUUUUUCAGCCGGGAUCAUUCACUAUCACGUACUUCACAUCUCACAUAGACGAGGAACAGCAACGUACCAACAUGAACAAACUGGUGCAUAUCGUUGAUAAAUACGGUGGAUACAAACGCAACGAUAAGAUUCUUUAUGAUUUUGAAGGAUAUGAUUUUAUAUUCGGUCACUACACAAAGAUUUAA
This is a messenger RNA of Mycotypha africana, 1895 nucleotides long. Its product is annotated as adenosylmethionine decarboxylase. Bases 477 to 1895 code for a protein of 472 amino acids. Gene Ontology annotation, biological process: spermidine biosynthetic process; spermine biosynthetic process. NCBI's taxonomy places the organism in Eukaryota, Fungi, Mucoromycota, Mucoromycetes, Mucorales, Mycotyphaceae. The record is from RefSeq and is a predicted model, not a curated record. Gene Ontology annotation, molecular function: adenosylmethionine decarboxylase activity. Gene Ontology annotation, cellular component: cytosol. The transcript has 3 exons.